Papilio polytes (common Mormon) is the source of this 3394-nucleotide messenger RNA. It is a transcript of the gene Cse1, whose product is annotated as exportin-2. The transcript is spliced from 19 exons. Gene Ontology annotation, biological process: protein import into nucleus; protein export from nucleus. The record is from RefSeq and is a predicted model, not a curated record. Gene Ontology annotation, molecular function: nuclear export signal receptor activity; small GTPase binding. Lineage: Eukaryota; Metazoa; Arthropoda; Insecta; Lepidoptera; Papilionidae. Bases 122 to 2626 code for a protein of 834 amino acids. Gene Ontology annotation, cellular component: nuclear envelope; cytosol.
UAAUCUUUGACUCACUUUGAGUGAGAAAAGAAAACCGUUCGUUUGCAGAAAACGCAGUAAUUUCUAAUUUUACAAACAAUUCCUUUGUGCUAUCGUUAGUUAAUCGUAUAAUAAAACUAAAAUGGAAGUAACGGAUGAAAAUUUGGCAACGUUAGCUAAUUACUUGCAGCAAACUUUAAAUCCAGACCCAAACAUCCGAAGACCCGCGGAAAAGUUUCUCGAAGGUGUGGAAGUGAAUCAAAACUAUGCAAUUUUGCUGUUACAUUUGAUUGAUAAGGACACAGUUGACUUAACUAUAAGAAUAGCAGGAGCUGUCGCUUUUAAAAACUAUAUUAAAAGAAAUUGGCCAGUUGAGGAGGAUGGUGCAGACAAUAUUCAUGCAAAUGACAGAGCAGCUAUAAAAGGUCUCAUAGUUUCACUUAUGCUGAAAUCACCGGAAGCUAUCCAGAGACAAUUCAGUGAUGCAGUGUCUAUUAUUGGCAAAUAUGAUUUCCCUCAAAAGUGGCCAGGACUCAUCUCUGAAAUGGUUGAGAAGUUUGCAACGGGUGAUUUCCACAUAAUCAAUGGAGUGUUACGUACAGCGCAUUCCCUAUUCAAGAAAUAUAGAUUUGAAUUUAAAUCACAACCCCUAUGGGAGGAGAUUAAACAUGUGCUGGAAAAUUUUGCAAAACCAUUGACAGACUUAUUUGUGGCAACAAUAGAAUUAACUUCAACACAUUCUAACAAUCCUCAAGCUCUACGUGUUAUCUACGGGUCUUUAGUACUGAUAUGCAAAGUCUUCUAUUCAUUAAAUUAUCAAGAUUUACCUGAAUUCUUUGAGGAUAAUAUGCCAAUAUGGAUGCCAAAUUUGCUUAAUUUGUUACAAGUUAAAGUGCCUAGCCUUGAAGCUGAUACGGAUGACGACAAGCCCGGUGUGAUGGAACAGUUACGUACAGAAGUGUGUGAGUGUGCAGCGCUGUACGCAUUGAAGUAUGAGGAGGAGUUCCAUCCACAUGCCCCAGGGUUUGUGACUGCGGUGUGGACAGUCUUGCUGGCUACAGGACCGCAUGCUAAAUAUGAUGCGCUUGUAUCAAAUGCACUGACAUUCCUGGCGAAGGUAGCCGAAAAAAAGAGAUAUCAAAAUUUAUUCGAAGAUCCCAACACUCUCAGCAGUAUUUGCGAGAAAGUAGUCAUUCCCAAUAUGGAGUUUAGAGAGUCAGAUAUGGAGUUAUUCGAGGACAACCCGGAGGAGUACGUACGUCGUGAUAUGGAGGGCUCGGACGUGGACACGCGGGGCACGCAGGCGGCGGGCGUCACCAAGGCCUCCCCCCUCGUAGACCUGGCCAGCUUCGCAGCAGGGCAUGUGCUGCCGGAGCUGCAGAGAGCACCAGUGACUGAGCUGCCUGUACUGAAAGCGGACGCAAUUAAAUACAUAUUGACAUUCCGCUCUUUACUACCUAAAGAGUUCCUCGUCACGUCAUUCCCUCUAUUGAUCGAGCAUAUAUCAGGUCGCGGUGUGGUAUGCACGUACGCGGCGUGUACAGUGGAGAAGCUGGUGGCGGGCGGCAUGCUGCCGCGCGCGCAUCUGGAGCCUCACGCACCCAAACUGCUCACAGCGCUAUUCGCAGCCCUGGGCGAUAAUACUGACCCCGCGGAUCAUAAUGAAUAUGUUAUGAAAGCAAUACUGCGUACAUUGUCCGCACUACAAGAGUCAGCGCUGCCGUUUGUUGGCGACGCGCUGCCGAAGCUAGCCCGCAUGCUGGCAGUCGUCGCUAAGAACCCCUGCAAGCCGCACUUCAAUCAUUAUUUAUUCGAAACCCUAUCGUUAUCUGUUUCGGCGCUCUUCCCAAUUUUCCAAGAGAUUUUACAGAACGAUGUACAAGAGUUCAUGCCGUAUGUGUUCCAAAUGCUAUCGCUGCUGCUGGAGCUGCGCGGUGCUGGUGGUGAUGGUGGUGCUGGUGGUGGUGGUGGCGAGGCGUACGGCGCAGUUAAUUUUGUGUUACAGAAUGCGAUGUUAGGAGUAUUCCAAAAGUUAAUCGCGUCAAAGACGAAUGACCACGAAGGCUUCUACUUAGUACAGACCAUGUUAUACAAGUUUGGAAGUUCAGUGAUGGAUCAAUACUGUAAGCAGAUAAUAACGUUGCUGUUCCAACGGCUCUCGUCAUCGAAGACUACGAAGUUCGUGCGCGGUCUCAUCGCCUUCCUCGGGUUCUACGCCGCGCAUUUCGGCGCUGACACACUAGUGCAGCUUGUAGACUCCGUGCAGGCUAAUAUGUUCGCGAUGUACACGGAGCGCGUGUUGGUGCCGGAGCUGCAGCGCGUGUCGGGCGCGCUGGAGCGCAAGGCGGCCGCAGUCGGCUGCGUCAAGCUGCUCACUGAGUCGCAGCACUUCCUUUUGGAGAUACCCCUUUGGACAGACUUUCAAGUUUCUACUACUAACAAAAUAAACAACUUAAUAUACGUUACUAAAAGAUAUAAUUUUUUAAAUUCAGGUAUCGAUGACCCGAAGCGCUACCUGGCGGAGAGUCUAGGCAACAUGUGCCGCCAGUGGCCGGACGUGGUGCCCGCGCGCCUCGCCGCGCUCGACCCGCCGCACAGACACGCGCUGCAGCUGUACCUCAAUACAUACGGCGUGCAUAUAUGCUGAACAUUCACCAUAAUACACCAUAACUCACCAUCAUAAACCAUUACUCACCAUAAUGUACCAUUAUUCACCAUAUAAUAAACAUAACUCACAAACAUGCAUCAUUUCUCUCCAUCACCAUCAUGUACCAUAACUCACCAUAAACUAAACAUCAUUUACCAUCAUGCACCAUAUACUGAGAAUAACCAAUAACUAAUAAAUUAACACAUACUCAGCAUGUACAUUCGACUGUCGGUAUUCCACCUUAAAAGCUACAACCGUUUGAACAUUUUCAAACAAGACGCGAAACAAAAACCAAUACAACGCAGCUUAUAAAUGUAUCUGUACGAAAAAACGUCGACUAUAGAUAGACGGUUAGUUUUUAUUUAUUGUUAUCUAUUAUAUUUAUUGUUGCAAUGAACAAGGUAAUUAUUGAAGUGGAACACCGCGGAUUUCCGCGACUGUAUCAUAAAUCACACUAUACUUAAACUAAUUCACUAUCAUACACCAUAACUCACCACAUACUGCGAAUUACUCACCAUAAUUUACUAUAACUCAACAUAUACUGAGCGUAACUCAAUGUAAUUUACCAUAACUCACAAUCACCACAACUAACCAUAUAAUGGCAUAGUUGCCUUACACCCUGGAGUGACAACUAGUAUAUACCAUUUGUGAAUAUAUACGAUGUGUUUUAUAACUGUUUAAUAUGAUGAAAAAGUAAUAACCCAUUAAAUAUAUCUGUUUACUAAGUUCACUUAUAUAUUAAAAAUAAUAAUCGUAUAUUAAAUAAAA